Messenger RNA from Trematomus bernacchii (emerald rockcod), 3255 nucleotides. RefSeq lists its product as uncharacterized. The record is from RefSeq and is a predicted model, not a curated record. The coding region runs from base 4 to 2841 and encodes 945 amino acids. The transcript is spliced from 11 exons. Gene Ontology annotation, biological process: regulation of translational fidelity. NCBI's taxonomy places the organism in Eukaryota, Metazoa, Chordata, Actinopteri, Perciformes, Nototheniidae. Gene Ontology annotation, molecular function: tRNA binding; double-stranded RNA binding; nucleotidyltransferase activity. Gene Ontology annotation, cellular component: cytoplasm.
GUGAUGUCACCUCUCAGGUUGCAAACUUCAAGUUGGGGAAUUUUCAUGAACUCCUCCUACAAACAGGAGGACUUAUUUAUUGAAUCCCUGCUUCAACUCAGCAGCUCCUCUGUCCGAGUAUCUUCACCAGUUUCUUUGACUCAGCUUGAAAACAAAGACCUGAUGGCGUCAGAUGGAUUUCCAGCCAGUUUCUAUGGAGAACCAGGAGUGUUGGGCAUGUUAUCCAAUGGGAUCAGUGCAUUCCUCGUUCUUCUGCAGAACUUCCACACAGCACACACUGGCACUGCACCAGCCGGGGUGGAGAACAUCCUAGCAGGUGUCCAUCUCAUCCUGAUUGGUGGUGUAUGCCAACUAGUUGCAGGAAUGCUUUCCUUUAGAAAAUACGAUCAUCUGAGCGGCACUGCCUUUAUUGGCUACGCUGCACUUUGGGGCAGUUAUGGUGCCACUAGAAUCUACUUUGGUGCCUCAGCUCAAACCCUAACAAUAAUACCUUUGCCAGCUCAAAUGAUGAACAAUUUGUCCCUGUCCACUAAUAUCACGAGCAACAUGUCUCUGACCUCCACCAUGGUGAUCCCAGUUUGCCAUGUAUGCCUGUCCAUAAAGGAGACAGCCAUUGCUGGUCUGGUCCCCUACAUCCUUCUGUCCUUUCUCCUCGCCUUCUGCUCUGCCACAGUCAACUACAUCAUGCCUUUGGUUUUCGGGGCCAUCACAGCCACCUUAGUCUUUGAAGCAGUGGGUCUGGUAGCGAGCUCCUGGGCUCUCGUGGUCUCUGGGGUUCUGGAGUUGCUUAUUCUGAUUUUUGCCAUCUAUGGUUCAGCUGCACUGCUUGGAAAAGGUCUGACUCAACGUCUAGUCCUCAAAGGCUUUGGUACCCCUCUCUUUAAUGUCCUCCUGCUCGGGACCACCAACUCAGGUAGCGCCCAGAGAAUUGGCCAAGAGAAGAAGAAAAAUACAAAAUAUGCUGAGCCGAUGGCCUUGGGUUUUUUCUGUGACACUGUAGCCCCCUUCAUCUUUGCUUUCUACAGCUUUGGGUACAUUAAGUCUUUUGGUGUUGGAGUGGCAUGGGUCUCAAUCAUCACAGUUGCCCAGCUGUUCUCCAGCUAUUACGCCCAUCUGCGCCAAGACUGCUACCACACCACUAAGUUUGGUCUUCAUGCCACAUAUUGGCUGAUCAAGGCUUGGGAUGAGUUUGUGCUAUCUGCUCUGGUUUUGGAGGACGGCAAAGUGGCCUCAGGGAGGGAAGCAAUGGUGGGGAAUUGGUUCUUUGUGAUGGCAGGUGUGGUGCUCUGCGUGGGAAGCCUCAACACAGAUGUCCUGGAGCUGAUCCACAACCUGCUGUUCGUCCUGCUCACGCUCUCAACAAUCCCCCAGAUUGCUCUCCAGGGAUACUACAUCUUCUUUGGUGUAGCUUGCUCCCUGUUCACCGCAGCCUCCCUGUAUUGUACCUUCUCGCGUCUCAUCAACACCAUAGCAGAGAAGUCUCUGAUCCCUGUGGGACCCCAGCCCAUCUCCUCUGAGAUGUUGAAGAAGGCUCUCAUGUGCUGCAGGGCCAAGCAGGGAGACCAGGAGGCGCAGCCCCAAACUGACCAGGGAUCAGACGCCCUGUUCUACAUUUCUAAUGGGGUUGCAGCUCUCUCAGCUCUUCAUGCACGUUCUUCCAGUUUGAAUCCUGCCUUCCUUCAUCUGACUGUCCCCUGGGUCCUGAUCUCUGGAGCCAUCAUCCAGGCCUAUGUCAGCCGGCUGCAGGUCACAGGAGGGGGUCGUUUUGGUUCAGUCAUUCCAACCAUCUACGUAGCAGUAUGGGCAACCUGGACCUGGUUUAGGUUUUCAGGCAACCUGCUUCAGCUCUCCGCAGAGGCAGCAUACGGUUUCACAGCAGGAGCCAUUGCUCUCCUGGUCAUUAACGCUUUCCUUAUGCUCAUUGCUGCCUAUAGGAACCUGGUUUUGCUGUUUCUAACAUCAGUCAUGGAGGUCGUUCUGGUAUGUUUCCUGCUUUCCACUCUGCAACGACUUCCAUAUGAAUUAGAAAUUGCCAUGCUUGCACUUUUUUCAACAAUUUGUAUAUAUGGGGCUCUGGCGUCACUGGUGAACUGCAUCUUCUCACAUAGACUUCUGCCUAUGGGCCCUCCCUUGAUAAAGGAGAAAGUGAGGUGGGAGUCUGUUCCAGAGCUGCCCUGUCCUGUUGCUAAUUCUCGACUCACCAGCAGCCUCAUGAAGAUCGCUGGCCUUCUGGAGGAAGGAGGAGUGUGCGGUAUUCCCACAGACACUGUGUAUGCCCUGUCUGCCUCCUGCAAGAACCCCCGAGCUAUUGAGAACAUCUACAAUAUUAAAGACAGACCAGCAGAGAAGCCCAUCUGCAUUUGUAUCUCUAAUGUGGAGCAGCUGGUGGCAGCCAAGCCUCCCUUCAGCCCUCUGCUCUGGGAGUUUAUGAGGAACGUGUAUCCAGGAGGCAUCAGCUGCAUCGUCAGCAAAGGAGACUGGCUCUUCAAACUAGGAGUUGGUCCAGCUUAUGACCGUGUUGGCACUAAGGACAGCAUCAUGAUCCGAGUCCCUGACCACACAGUGACCGGCCACCUAUGUGACAUCACCGGACCCCUUGCUAUUACAUCAGCCAACCCCAGCGGAGAGCCAGACAGCACCCACCACACCAUGGUCAUCAAUCGACUGGGACACAAGCUCCAAGGGGUUCUGUGUGACGGGGACUCAAAUGAAGUUGUUGCUUCUACUGUGGUCAACUGCCUCAAAAUUGAUGAAGGAACCAUCACCAUUGUGAGGGAAGGUUGUGUCCCUGCCGUCAAAGUCCAUCAGAUCUUCGAACGAGUGAAAAGCACUAUGGUGUGAUUCUCUUGCACUCAAUUUCUCCUCUUCAUGACUGAUACCCCAUAAGAUUGGCUUGUUUAGCUCCCCUAUUUCCCUUCUACAAUCUCAGGGCGACUUUAUAAGUAACAGCGUAUGUUGUGUGUGUGCAAAUGUUAGAAUACAAAUAACCUUUUGUAGUUCACAAUGCUCUUGAUAGAUACUUGACAUUCUCAGCAAAGACCUUGGGAAAGAUACUGUUUCUUUGCUGUAUCUGCUGAACUUUUUAUUUACUAUAUAACACAAUACAAAAUAUAUUUAUGGACCUACCAUUGUAAAUGUUUGGUAAUUAUGUAAUAUGUAUGUAUACAUUUAAAUUAUCCAUUAUGUUGACAUGAGUUUUGUUGAAUAGAAAAAUUACCCGGUUACUGUAUCUAAGCUAACGGUGGAAACAAUGAA